Molecule: messenger RNA, 3123 nt
Organism: Eutrema salsugineum
Lineage: Eukaryota; Viridiplantae; Streptophyta; Magnoliopsida; Brassicales; Brassicaceae
Exons: 6
Coding region: 1-3123 (1040 amino acids)
Source: RefSeq, a predicted model, not a curated record
AUGGCCUUAGAUAAUCUCCAAAAGCCAUUACUUUCCAAUAUUAAGAAGAGCAAUAUGAUUGUCAAGUUAACUUAUUCAAACCAAUACCACUCUGAUCUCCUCCUUCCCGGGUUCCACCCCCGACCGUUGUCGGCGGGUCCGCCUCUUCUCCGUCGGAACUAUGCCUCGGAGACACUCUCUAAAGACCUUCCUUUGCCUGUAGCUCCGGGUCUAUCCCAACUCACCUUCGUAAAGUUUUCUCUUCCAUUCCAUCUGAGGUCUACCCUCACCUGCAAAGCCUCAAAAUCUCAGCGUUUAACGUACCAGGAAAAAGGAAAAACGGUGGAAAACCCGAAUCCAGACCCAAGAUCUAUACGAGUCAAAGUUAAAGAUUCGGAUAACUCGGCCCUCCUGUUGAAACAUUCUCUUACGCUUGUGGGCAGAAUCACGAACCCCAAAUAUCAGAAGGUGUGGUCUAUCGUGCCUUUUUUCACUAAUCGCUGGAAAACCUCUGUCCGACCGAUAGGUGCUGACCUAGGUCAAGGACACUUUCAGUUCCAAUUUGAUAACGAGGAAGAUGUGCAACUUAUUCUCAAAAACAGGCCGUACCAUUACGCCAAAUGGAUGCUCAUUAUCCAACGCUGGGAGCCUACGGUCUCCAGGUCCUUCCCCUCCCUCAUUCCUUUCUGGAUCCAGGUUCAAAGGUUCCCAGUUCACCUCUGGACCCACAAAACUAUCCAAAGCCUAGGUGACUCACUGGGUUUCUGUAAAGAAGUAGAGAUAACCUCUCUGUCAGCCCGAGUAAGGGUUCACAUCAAUGGGCUCAAACCACUUGUCACCACCUCCAUAGUGGAGUACCCAGACGGUGAGGAAGUGCUGGCCUCUCUAGUCUAUGAGAAGUUGGAGAGACAUUGUUCCAAGUGUAUGAUGCUCACGCAUGAAGAUAAAGAAUGUAUGGAGUUCCCCUCUUCCACUUCGAGUGCCACUAAGGAUCUGGAAAAACAUUCACUAGACCCAAAGGAUGCGAGAAUGUAUAUAGAGAGAAUCCGGAGAAACCACCCCCACCGUGAGGGUGAUAAUCCUUGCCGAGAUUGGAAUGACCCGCGGUUUGAUCACUCUCAUCCACCCAAAAACGGUGACAAUCCGACAACCCCCCCACCCCCUCCUCUCCAAGCAGCUGUCAAUGUUGCAAUCGAGGAGCUGAGGGAUGUGAUGAUCAACUACUCUAAUGUCCCGGAUCCGACAGAGUGUGCUGCGCGCAAAGAGCGCUUCCGACAAGUUGAGGAACCAGGGCAAGUCUUGGAAAUCGCUGUCCAAAUGGCCCAAUCGAGCCUGGCCUCCCGUGACCGAAAUCUUGCCUCUCCUCCUCCUCGGAAUGAGAGGGUCCCUGCAACCCUUCACCUGGGUCCUGUAAAUCCAGAGGCUCUUGAGUCUUGUGGUGUGGAAUCUGGCCCCUCUGCCCCCUCCAUUCCCCCGAAGAGAAAGCCAGGCCGCCCCCCUGGAAUUUGGAACCCCUUGACAGUCCAACGUCUUCGGAAUAUCUGGCGCAAACUGUUCCCGGAUAUCUUAUUCCUCUCAGAGACUAAGAAUCCUGACUCUGUUGUUCUCGACAAAGUAAAAAGUCUCAAGUAUAGUAAUCAUCACCUGGUUCCCCCUCAUGAUGUUUGCGGAGGUGGUCUAGCCUUGUUCUGGAAAAAUGAACUCGAGUUAGAGAUAAUCUCGUCAUGUUACAAUUUCAUCGACACUAAGAUCUUAUAUGAAGGCAAAAUUGUGUAUAUCACUCUGGUGUAUGAAAAAGAGGGUGGCUCGAUCCGAGCCGAAGGUACCUUUAUUGACUUCCGGUCGUUCCUCUCGAAAGGUGACCUCUAUAACCUCAAUUUCUCGGGAGAUUGCUUGUUUUGGCGCGGGGUAAGACGUGACCAGCUUGUCCGGUGUCGCCUGGAUAGGGCACUUGCGAAUAGCGACUGGAUCGAUAUCUUCCCUGAAUCAAGAAGCGAGUAUCUCCCCUUCGAAGGCUCCGAUCACCGGCCGAUCAUUUCCCACUUCGACAUCACAAGGAAGAAGAGGAAUCACAUCUUCCGUUAUGAUAGAAGAUUCAGACACAAUGAGGAACAAAAUAGCCAAAAGACUAUCGUCUCGGUAAAGUUCGAGCUUAAGAAGGCGAUAUCGGCUCCGGUGAACGAUGGGCAGCUGAUCGCCGACCUGAAUCUUAAGCUUAUAACAGCGUAUCAGGAGGAGGAGGAGUUCUGGCGGCAACGCAGCAGGAACCUCUGGCUGAGCCUCGGUGACCGAAACUCUGGCUAUUUCCAAGCGAUCACCAAGAACAGGAAGGCAAUCAACAGCUUCUCAGUUAUAGAGGACGAUGCCGGCGUACCCAAAUUUGGUGAAAACAAAAUUGUCGAGGUCGAUGUCUCGUACUUUAAUUCACUAUUUUCGUCAGUGGCCGCCGAUAGAAAUAGCAUUGUGGAAGAAGCUCUCGACCAUAAAGUCUCCGAUGAAGCGAAUGGGCUGCUAAUUUCUGAUCCGUCGGCAGAGGAAAUCAAAUGCGCUGUUUUUUCGAUUCAUGCGGAUAAAGCCCCAGGGCCAGAUGGCUUCUCCGCAAGCUUCUUCCACUCAAACUGGAACACGGUAAGGCCGGAAGUUGUCUCUGAGAUCCAGGAAUUCUACUCCUCUGGAACUCUUCCGACCUCAAGCAAUGAAACCUUCAUUCGAUUGAUACCUAAAAGACAAGGGGCUAAACGGAUGUCGGACUAUCGACCCAUCGCACUGUGUUAUGUCUACUUUAAAAUCAUAUCAAAAUUGCUGGCCCGGCGUCUGCAACCUCUCCUUGGUGACUUUAUCUCCGAGAACCAGUCAUCGUUUGUUGCCGGACGGGCCAUAGCUGAUAAUGUGCUCAUAACGCACGAGAUGCUGCGCUACUUGAAGAACUCCAAUGCCAAGAAAUUCUGUUCCAUGGCCGUGAAAACGGAUAUGUCCAAAGCAUACAAUCGACUCGAGUGGGACUUCAUCAAGGCAGUUCUCACCCGUCUCGGCUUUCACCAGAAGUGGAUUGGAUGGAUUAUGAGUUGUGUCUGCACAGUGACCUACUCCUUCCUGCUUAAUGAGGGUCCCCGUGGUUUCGUCAAGCCCUCGAGGGGAAUCUGA